AUGGGUGGGAGAAACAGUUCAUGGUUCUUCCUCUCUGUCCUCUUUCUCAGUUUCUUUCUUAGCAACUGUCUCUCUAUAGGAUCAGGCACCCUCUCUGUUGGUGAAUAUAUUUCUGGAGAUGAAACCAUAGUAUCUGAAGGAGAUGGGAAGUUCGAAUUGGGUUUCUUCACGUCAGGUAAUAACUCUAACAACUACUACAUUGGUAUCUGGUUCAAAAAGAUAUCAGAGAAGACCAUCGUUUGGGUGGCAAACAGAGACAAACCCAUCUCUGAUAAGAAUUCCUCUCAACUGAAGCUCUUAGAGGAUGGGAAUCUAGUCAUCAUUGAGUCGUCAAAAACCAUUAUCUGGUCGACAAAUUCAACCUCCACAUCCUUGAAUUCUACUGAGGUAGCACUUCUUGACUCCGGAAAUCUUGUUUUGAGAAAUGUCUCUAAUUCCUCUGUUUUAAUCUGGGAGAGUUUUGAUUACCCAACAAACACUUGGUUGUCGGGUGGAAAGCUGGGGUGGAACAAACUCACCAAUAAGUCACAGUCCCUCAUAUCCUGGAAGAAUUCAGAGGAUCCUGCCCCGGGUCUUUUCUCUCUCGAACUAGACCCUGCUGGAAGCCUUGAGUGUUUCAUAAUGUGGAAUAGGUCUGUUAAGUACUGGUCGAGUGGGACUUGGAAUGGUCAUAUUUUCAGCUUAGUUCCUGAAAUGAGAAAUAGCUCUAUGUACAAUUUCACUUACUCCUAUGUUUCAAACCAGAAGGAGAACUAUUUCACUUAUUAUUUCCGUAACUCCUCCCUAAUCUCUAGGCUUGUUAUUGAUGUGGGGGGCCAGAUUAAGGAACUUACUUGGCUGGAUGGUUUCGGUUGGUAUUCCUUUUGGGCUAAACCGAUACAAAACUGUGAGGUUUUUGCUCUUUGCGGGGCUUUCGCUUCCUGCAAUCAGCAAACUUCGACUUUCUGUAGGUGUUUGCCAGGUUUCAGUCCACGUUACGCAACAGACUACUUAAAUCUAAGUGAUUGGUCUGGUGGGUGCGUGAGGAAUACCCCACUGCAGUGCGUAAAUAAUGGUUCUGUGAAAGGGGAGAAAGAUAAGUUGUUAGAACUGUCCAAUAUGAGAUUGCCCAUAAAUCCGCAAUCUUUGGCAGUUGGGAGUUCCCAAGCCUGUGAAUUGGCUUGCUUGAAUGACUGCUUUUGUAAUGCUUAUGUGUAUAAUGGUAGCUGCUCCGUAUGGGAAGGAGAUCUCUUGAAUCUGAAACAGCUCUCAGCCGGUGAGACUGGUGGACGAGACCUAUAUCUCAAACUUGCUGCCUCUGAACUCAAGAAUUCUACUUCUGGAAGUAACAAGAAGGGAUCGGCUACUGGUGCUAUUGUGGGCGCUGUUUCAGGGGUUGUAUCCCUCUUGGGUCUUCUGGUGGUUCUAAUAUGGACUAGGAAUUCAGUCAAAUCCUCAAAAGCAAUUGAGGGUUAUUUGGUUCCAAUCUCAUAUAGAGAUUUAAAAAUUGCAACCAAGAACUUCUCCGAAAAGUUGGGGGGAGGAGGAUUUGGUUCUGUUUAUAAAGGGAUUUUACCCGACUCAACUGUUGUAGCUGUGAAGAAGCUUGAAGGUCUCAGUCAAGGGGAGAAGCAGUUCCGAACUGAAGUAAGCACGAUUGGAAUGAUUCAACAUAUUAAUCUUGUUCGCCUCCGUGGCUUUUGCUCUGAAGGUACUAAAAGGUUGCUGGUCUAUGAUUUUAUUCCAAAGGGCUCUUUAAAUUCGCUUCUGUUUCAUGAAAACAUGAACUCAAAGGUUUUAGAUUGGAAAACGAGAUUCCAUAUUGCACUUGGAACAGCUAGAGGAUUGGCUUAUCUACAUGAGAAGUGCAGAGAAUGCAUCAUACACUGUGACAUCAAACCCGAGAACAUUCUUUUAGACGCUGAAUUUUGUCCCAGGGUAGCUGACUUUGGCCUGGCAAAGCUUGUUGGUCGGGAUUUUAGUCGAGUUCUGACGAGCAUAAGAGGGACCAUAGGAUACCUUGCACCAGAGUGGAUUUCGGGUGUGGCCAUCACUGCGAAGGCUGAUGUUUACAGCUACGGGAUGAUGCUUUUUGAGCUUAUAUCGGGGAGGAGAAACUCGGAUCACUUUGAUGGAAUGAAGGUUGGGUUCUUUCCUAUUUUGGCAGUAAGUAAAAUCAAUGAAGAAGGAGAAAUCCUCGGCCUUUUGGACUAUAGGCUAGAAGGUAAUGCUGAUCUUGCAGAACUCGACAGAGCUUGUAAAGUUGCUUCUUGGUGCAUUCAAGAUAACGAAGUUCAUAGACCAUCAAUGGGUCUGGUGGUUCAGAUACUAGAAGGGAUAGUGGAGGUUAGCACACCACCCGUUCCUAGAACUCUUCAAUCUCUUGUGGAGAACGAUGAACACAGUUUGCUUCACUGA
Macadamia integrifolia is the source of this 2397-nucleotide messenger RNA. Its product is annotated as G-type lectin S-receptor-like serine/threonine-protein kinase At2g19130. The transcript has a single exon. The coding region runs from base 1 to 2397 and encodes 798 amino acids. The record is from RefSeq and is a predicted model, not a curated record. Gene Ontology annotation, biological process: recognition of pollen; protein phosphorylation. NCBI's taxonomy places the organism in Eukaryota, Viridiplantae, Streptophyta, Magnoliopsida, Proteales, Proteaceae. Gene Ontology annotation, molecular function: ATP binding; protein serine/threonine kinase activity.